UUGAGAUUUUACCAAAAAUUUUGGAAGGAAUAAAUAAAGCAAAGAGUCGGGUUCAUGGAAUGAGACCUAUUGACGUAAAUUUUCAAAAUGCUCAAGAGGUGUGGAAAAGGAUUUAUGGUGAUGAAUUAUCUACAAAAAUUAAAAAGGCAAACCCCAAAUUUAAAAAAGGAGAUUUUGUACGUACAAGUAUAAAUAAAGGGACAUUUGAAAAAGGAUACAUUCCAAAUUGGGGGGAUGUAAUAGCGGAAGUUGACAAAGUCAAAGACAAUUCUAGACCAAUUCGUUACAAAUUAAUAGAUGAUAAAGGAGAUAAGUACAAGGGAUCUUAUUACAACGAAGAACUUACAAAAGUAAAAAAAGAUGCGGGUACAGAGUAUAGGAUUGAGAAGAUUUACCAAAAAAGAAAACGGGCAGACGGCACCUAUGAAGUACUUGUAAAAUUUAUUGGCUAUCCUGAGAGAGAAUGGAUACAUGAGAGUCAAUUAGUAUAA
Messenger RNA from Meloidogyne enterolobii, 491 nucleotides. The record is from the annotation of a GenBank genome assembly. NCBI's taxonomy places the organism in Eukaryota, Metazoa, Nematoda, Chromadorea, Rhabditida, Meloidogynidae.